GGGAGGUGAAAGACUCUCGAAAUUAGCAACAGGAGAUGAAAUGUGUGGUCUAGAUCAAGCGUUCAGGAAAUGGGCACCACAGAUUUUUCAAGUCGCUUGCGAAACGUUCUGCCUAGAUGAUGACGAUACAUUUUUGGAAGCAACCAUGACCCUGGAGAGUGAAUCACUCACCGCACAAAAUGUGAGAUUCAUGGAAUCUCGAGCAACACCUGCUUCCAUCGGAUUAUCGAAAUGUCACAAUAAAAAGGUCUCUGGUUCGAAACUUCUACGGCGUACCAACCUUCAUGGUGAGAAGUCUGCCAAGGCCACCCUGCUGUUAGAAUUCAAGAACGAUUCACCAUACAAACCAGGAGAUCACCUCGGAGUAUUCGGGAUGAACAGACCAGAAAUAGUUGACGGCGUUAUCAAGCGGCUGAAAGGUGUCACUGAUCCAAAUGUUCCUGUGGAGCUGCAGUUCCUACAAGAAACUCAUACAUCGAAUGGUAUAAUCAAGAAUUGGAAACCACAUGAAAGGUUACCAGCUUGUUCGGUGAGGGAGUUGUUUAGUAGAUAUUUGGAUAUCACUACUCCUCCCACACCGAAUCUGUUACAACACUUCGCAUCCAUGGCGACCAAUGAAGAAGAACAGAAAAAACUCAAUCUACUAGCAACAGAUUCAGCAACAUAUGAAGACUGGAGGCAUUGGAGAUUCCCCCACUUGUUAGAUGUAUUGGAAGAAUUUCCUUCUGUUACGCCAUUCGCCCCGCUACUGAUUGCCCAACUCAGUAUUUUGCAACCAAGAUUUUACUCAAUAUCGUCCAGUCCUGCACUUCAUCCAGGAGAAGUUCACUUGACUGUUGCAGUUGUUAUUUAUAAAACGAAAGAUGGUGAUGGCGAAACACAUUACGGUGUAUGCUCCAAUUAUUUACAAGAUGUUCCUGUGGAUUCUGAAGUGCCACUGUUUGUGAGAAGUGCACCAAGUUUUCAUCUUCCCAAUGAUUCGACCAGACCAGUGAUUCUAGUUGGCCCUGGAACUGGCAUUGCCCCAUUCAGAGCAUUCUGGCAGCACCGGCAAGUGCAGUUGAAACAAAAACAGAAAUUAGGCAAAAUGUGGUUAUUCUUCGGUUGCAGAACAGACGAUAUGGACUUGUACAAAGAAGAGAAAGCGAGCAUGUUGAAGUUAGGAGUAUUAGAUAAAGUAUUUUUAGCCUUAUCGAGAGCAUCGAGUACACCGAAGACGUACGUGCAGAAUUUGGCACUGAAGGAGGGAGCACAAAUCUACCGCUUUCUUGUAAUGGAACAUGGGCAUUUUUAUGUGUGCGGUGAUUGCACUAUGGCAGAGCAUGUUUAUCAAACACUGAAGACUAUAAUUCAGAAAUAUGGUGGCAUGAGUGAGAGUCAGGUUCAGGCUUUCAUGCUAUCGCUAAGGGACGAAAACAGAUAUCAUGAAGAUAUUUUUGGAAUCACUUUGAGAACCGCCGAAGUUCACAACAGAUCAAGGGAGUCCGCCAGAAUAAGAAUGGCUUCUGAGCCUUAACAUUGAGUCUUAUCUUAACUAGAUGAUAAUUUCAAUUUUCUUCAACUCAUGAAAAAUUAUAUUCUAUGAAUUUG
This is a messenger RNA of Phaedon cochleariae (mustard beetle), 1590 nucleotides long. Lineage: Eukaryota; Metazoa; Arthropoda; Insecta; Coleoptera; Chrysomelidae. The record is from the annotation of a GenBank genome assembly.